AUGGCUAACCUGAUUCUUUUGCAGUGCGAUACAUUGGAUCAGAUUGAUCACACUAUUGAUUUGAACAAACAGUAUCGAAUCAUUCUAUCUUGCCAACGAAAGCACACUCAUGAGAUAAAGCAUCUUUUCACUAGUCGUUACGUAUGGGCAGUUUAUAUUCUAGGUCAAUACAAUGCUGAAAAUGUUAAAGUUCGCACAGUGGAUGGAAAUGAACGAGACUUGAUGUGGUAUCUUAUGAAUCAUGAAACGGACUAUCUCAAUGAACAAGAAAUGAAGCUUCGCGAUCAAGGUGAUAUGUUUGCAGCUAAUGUACUAAGCAAUGAAAAGAUGUCGUUUUCAUGUACUUUACUGUUCUACGAUCCAGACGAAAAGCAUUCUGAAUUAUCAGUCGAGCAAAGCGUUCAAAUCUUUCGUGAUUUAAACAAAUUAUAUCGCUCACUUUUACCCAAUGGACAAAUUUACUAUGUUCUCUGUUUAUGCUGUAACGACUUAUCCGCGAUGAUUAAACAAGUUAAGGAAUUAGAUAACGUAGUUGCAAUCUGGUCCUGUAAAGAACAUUGUGGUUCUGAAAAUAAUCUUACGUUCAAUGCGAAAGUGCGCGGCGACCUUUAUUUUCAUCCCGAUGGGUAUCGUCGUUACCGUUGGUUGUAUGAUGCUCACAAGAUUCUAUUCGAAGCAUAUCGACGCAGCAAAAAUAAGUGUGAAUACGAGAAAGAGAAAGAGAUACUAAAAGAAAUCAAGCGACAAUCAUCUUUGGAAUCGCAGAGUUCAGUACAAUCUACUGAUCGAUCAGAUGCAGAGAACACAGAUGACAUAGCUUUUGGCUAUGAAGCAGUUGACUAA
This is a messenger RNA of Adineta ricciae, 843 nucleotides long. The record is from the annotation of a GenBank genome assembly. NCBI's taxonomy places the organism in Eukaryota, Metazoa, Rotifera, Eurotatoria, Adinetida, Adinetidae.